AUGCUCUCCUCGGAUUCUAGCUGCUUAAUCGCCGCCUGGUUGUCCAUUCUCAUGGGCACUGGCUCCACUACCCGGAAACCCAGCUCACGCACCAGCUCCCGAAGUCCCAGCAGCUCGCGCCCCACCUGCGACGCUGACGUGAACUCGGCCUCCAUCGUGGAGAGCGACACGCCGGUCUGCUUCUUGCAGAUCCACUGCACCACAGCCCCGUCCAUCGUCACGACUCCUCCAGUCACCGACUUCCUGUCGCUCUUGUCGGCGGCGAAGUCUGCGUCGCUCCAGCUCUCCAAAGCCAUCACGUCGUCCUUCCUCGUCGGCGCCUGCAUGGUCAGCUUGACGCUCUUCGUCCCCUUCAAGUACCUUGCAACCCUCUUGGCCAGCUUCCAGUCACUCGUGGUCGGCUGGUGUGUCCUCCUCGUGGCCUUAUGCACAGCAAAACUAAUGUCGGGUCUCGUGCACCGUGCUAUCCAAAGCAAACUUCCCACGAGCGACUGGAAACGGCGGAUCGUUGGCUCACCCGGCGCACCCACCUUGGUCAACAACUGCGGCUCGUCUACCUCCGCCUCGUUGUGCUCAUCACCAACAGGAACCCGCACACUGUUCGCGUCUGCCAGCCCAUGCUGCUCCAGCAGCUCCUCGAUCGUCGCCUGCUAG
This is a messenger RNA of Phytophthora infestans T30-4, 654 nucleotides long. RefSeq lists its product as uncharacterized. The coding region runs from base 1 to 654 and encodes 217 amino acids. Lineage: Eukaryota; Oomycota; Peronosporomycetes; Peronosporales; Peronosporaceae. The record is from RefSeq and is a predicted model, not a curated record. The transcript has a single exon.